UGCAACGCGAAGGACGUGCCGCUCCGUAGCUCGCUGUCCCGCUCUCACUCUCCAUCUCUCUCGCUCACUCGCGUGUGUCUGACGCUUCGCAAUUGUUGUGUUUGCCACUUUUUCGCGCCACCCCAGAAAUAAUACGAGUGUGAAGACCGAAAUUCGGCAAGUUAGUGCGACCUUUGGUGACGUCAGGGGCUGGGAAAAAUCGCCAGGAUGUCUGCCAAUAAUCAGCAGCAGCAGGCGGAUCCCUCGGCGGCCGUUGCCGCCCCGGCAGCCUCCUCGGAAUACCUGAAACGCACCUGCCUCAUCUGCGGCUGUCACACCAACCAGACGAUCAAUAUCUACGAGCCCCGCUCUGGGCCCAAUAUCGUCCAGCUAAUCCAGGCGAAAUUCAAGUUUCAGCCCCUGAACGAGGACAAGUUCCUCUGCUUCAGCUGCAACAACUGGCUGAUCAACUGGCAUUCCCUGCAGGCGGUCAACAGUAAUGAGGCCGAAAGCCAAAGCCAAAGUCCCUCGCACAUGGGCAACAGUGUGGUGCAGCAAGAGCGGACCAAGCUGCGUCCGGUGGCGAUGGUUCGACCCCAAGUGCGAGUUCAGCCCCAAUCGCAGCCCCAGCCACAGCCCCAGGUUCCCGUCAAUCCCACACCCGCACCCAUAGUCUACUCCAAGCGAAGACCCAGCAGCAGCAGACGCAGUGCCUCCAUGACCCGGAUGAGCCGAGUCUUGCGACAAUGUUGCUUGGAGAGCCUACGGCGGAGUCCCCAGAAGAGGAGGAGCCAGCAGUCGGCGGUGAUCGUCUACCUCAGGCCGCAGGGUCAGAAGAGAAGCAAUCUGAUCUGCAAGGUGGAGUGUGUGACGCCACGAAGGAAGCCGUUGGAGCGAACGGCGACCAAGGAGGUGGUGGCAUCCGCACCCAUGCCCAGCAAUCCCAUUGCUCCACCCACUUACCAAAGAUUCCCGCAACCGAGUGUGGAUGGCAAAGUAGUGGCCAUGUUUCGGCGACUGGGAACCACGCUCAGCAGGGAAGUGUCAUCCGCAUCUUUUCCAGAAUCAACCACCUCCACCACUACGAAACCCCCGCAGAUCAUGAGUCCAAUCAAAGAGGGGCCGCGCUGGACGCGGAACCUCGAUGAAGAUGAGAUACUGCUGGAAUUCGAUAGCGCCAUAUCCGAAGUCCUGCCAACCACCAGCUAUCAGGUUACCCAGGGGGAGAAUAAGGAGAACCAAAGGGCAGAAGAAAUGGAGCUGGAGGAGGAGGAGGACCAAGCGGAACUGGAAGUGGUGCAGGAAGCGGAAGCGGACGCUCCACUGGAACCACCGAGCCACCGCAGCAGCAGCAACAGCAGCCACCACCAAAAUUCCCACCAAGUUUCGCUCCAACUCUCUGGCCUGCGAUUACCACUGGGCCUUAGCAUUAGCCUCGUCUAAAGAACCGAUGGGUCCAAAAGUAAUGCCCCACAAAAAUAGUCAAAUUGCAUGCACAAUACGCAAAUUAUGAGCAUUAGCGAAUGUCUAAUUUAAUAGUACCUCGAUUACAUUUUAAUUGUUAGUCAAAUACCUUAAUUAAUUAGCGGACAAAAAAUACACACACACAACAAGAAAAGACCUAAGAAUGUUAAGUUAACGGAUGUGGAAAGCUAUAUUUAAAAUAUACAUAUUAGUCAUAGGCAACUCCCCGUUUAACCCAAAAAGAAAAAAAACAAAAACAAAUAAACUCCCCUCGAGCCAAUGUAGUUGAAUUUGUUUGUUUGCUCCAAAAGAAGAAAGUAUUACAAAAUAACAGGCGAAAUAAAAAUAGCACAA
Messenger RNA from Drosophila subpulchrella, 1797 nucleotides. RefSeq names its product protein phyllopod. Gene Ontology annotation, cellular component: nucleus. Bases 208 to 1422 code for a protein of 404 amino acids. The record is from RefSeq and is a predicted model, not a curated record. Lineage: Eukaryota; Metazoa; Arthropoda; Insecta; Diptera; Drosophilidae. The transcript has 2 exons. Gene Ontology annotation, molecular function: zinc ion binding.